Messenger RNA from Anisakis simplex (herring worm), 456 nucleotides. Lineage: Eukaryota; Metazoa; Nematoda; Chromadorea; Rhabditida; Anisakidae. The record is from the annotation of a GenBank genome assembly.
AUGAUGGUACCGUCUCGCGGUGGUGGCAUUCAGCAAGUUCGUGCUGUGCCAAGAGGCACUCUGAGGCGUAAUAUCGCAUCUGGCUAUCAGAGUACUCGAAUGCCAUCCAUCAAUCUCAUAAUGAGUGGUGGAAGUGGCGCGAGAAAUAAUGAAACUAUUGGAGGGUCUGGUACCACCAGACAGUUGCCACCACCUGGAAGUCAGUUGAUGUCGGGGGGUGGUGUUGCGCAUUCACGACAAAUACUCUCGAAUGCACCGUCCUCUUCACAAGGUCCCAUCUCGAGACAACUAGCUGCUAUCACAGCUCAAAAUCCUGCAGCUGUAUCGUCAUCAUCGUCAACUGGCCUCUCAUCGUCGCCAUCAAGCAGUCAGUCCACGAACAUCACCACCAGUUAUGUUCGAACCAUACCCGCCUCCCCAACGAUUGUUUCUCAAGGUGAGCGAUUGCUUCAUUGA